Messenger RNA from Galeopterus variegatus (Sunda flying lemur), 957 nucleotides. RefSeq names its product DnaJ (Hsp40) homolog, subfamily B, member 3 (gene DNAJB3). Gene Ontology annotation, cellular component: cytosol; endoplasmic reticulum membrane. The transcript has a single exon. Gene Ontology annotation, molecular function: Hsp70 protein binding; ATPase activator activity. Bases 1 to 723 code for a protein of 240 amino acids. The record is from RefSeq and is a predicted model, not a curated record. NCBI's taxonomy places the organism in Eukaryota, Metazoa, Chordata, Mammalia, Dermoptera, Cynocephalidae. Gene Ontology annotation, biological process: protein refolding; positive regulation of proteasomal ubiquitin-dependent protein catabolic process.
AUGGUGGACUACUACGAAGUGCUGGGCGUGCCCCGGCAGGCCUCGUCUGAGGCCAUCAAGAAGGCGUACCGCAAGCUGGCGCUCAAGUGGCACCCCGACAAAAACCCUGAGAACAAGGAGGCGGCGGAGCGGAGAUUCAAACAGGUGGCCGAGGCCUACGAGGUGCUGUCGGACGCCAAGAAACGCCAAGUGUACGACCGCUGCGGCGAGGCAGGGGUGAACGGCGGCGGCGCCGGCGGCGGGCCUUUCCAGGACCCCUUCGACUACAUCUUCACCUUCCGCGACCCGGUCGAGGUCUUCAGGGAGUUCUUCGGUGGCCAAGACCCCUUUUCAUUUGACUUCUUCGGAGACCCGCUUGAGAACAUUUUGGGGGGUCGGAGGUGCUCCCGGGGAAGCAGAAGCAGAGGGUCCGCACCCCUUUUCUCCACCUUCAGUGAAUUUCAAGCUUUUGGGGGUGGCGGUUCUCCUUUUGAUACAGGACUGACUUCCUUUGGUUCCCUGGGGAAUGGGGGCCUUUCUUCCUUCAACAUGUCCUGUGGUAGUGGUGGCACAGGCAGUUUCAAGUCCGUGUCGACAUCCACCGAAAUAGUUAAUGGGAAAAAAAUUACCACCAAGAGAAUCAUUGAGAAUGGGCAAGAGAGGGUGGAAGUGGAAGAAGAUGGAGAGUUAAAGUCCCUGACAAUAAAUGGCAAAGAGCAGUUGCUACACGUUAACACCAAGUAAUUCCAGUCCAUAUUUGACUUAAAGCACAUAUUGAGGAAUAGCAGACAUUUUUCUUUUAAGAUUGCAGGGGAACUAUACUUUCAGAACAGCUGUACCCAAGAAUUUAUGAACAGUUCAUGCCAACGUUUAUUUGUUGUUAUUGUUGGGACCACACAAUAGGACCUCUGUUUGUCUUUAGAACUGUUGUAAAUAUCUGUAUGCACUCUGCUGUUUAUUAAACUUAAUCCUGAGGCA